This is a messenger RNA of Daucus carota subsp. sativus, 1367 nucleotides long. RefSeq lists its product as hypothetical. The transcript is spliced from 8 exons. Gene Ontology annotation, molecular function: S-adenosylmethionine-dependent methyltransferase activity. The coding region runs from base 69 to 1058 and encodes 329 amino acids. The record is from RefSeq and is a predicted model, not a curated record. Lineage: Eukaryota; Viridiplantae; Streptophyta; Magnoliopsida; Apiales; Apiaceae.
AGAGCAAGAGGCCAGCGUGCAUCAUCAUCGACCAUUAAUGGUUCGAUUCGGCACUACAAAGAAACAAUAUGAUGUACUAUCGUAACUAUGCUAAUCAUAACAAAAACCCAUUUGAAAUGGCCAACCGUUUUGCCUCUAUUUUAACUGGCAAAUCUCUUUCCUUAUCCUCUACAGCUACUUCACCUAGCAUUCUAAUUUUUAAUUCUAUUUCUUUACCACAGUUUUCCAACAAAUUAAGCAAAAGGGUUGGUCUUUUUAACUAUAAUAAGAGACCCCGUCGUGUAGUUUUGGGACUUGGGGUUGCGUUUUGGGCACAGUUCCUUAAUAUGGCGGGUCAUUUUGGCGGCAAAUCCUUCUUGGCUUCAGCCAGACAAAAGAGUGAAGUUGAUAAGAUACUAGAGAAUGUGGAGUGGCCUGAGCAGUUUCCUUUCAAGGAAGAGGACUUUCAGCGUUUUGAUGAGUCACCGGACACGGUUUUCUAUGAUGCUCCACGAUUUGUGACACAUAUAGAUGAUCCAGCCAUUGCUGCACUCACCAAAUAUUACUCACAGGUGUUUCCUCCCAGUAACACCCCAGGAAUAGCUAUCCUUGACAUGUGCAGCAGUUGGGUUAGUCAUUUUCCUGCAGGAUAUAAGCAAGAACGGAUAGCAGGAAUGGGUCUGAAUGAUGAAGAGUUGAAACGUAAUCCGGUUCUGACCGAGUAUGUUGUGCAAGACUUGAACACUAACCCUAGACUUCCAUUUGAAGAAAAUUCCUUUGAUGUUAUUACAAAUGUGGUCAGUGUUGACUAUCUGACAAAGCCUUUGGAUGUUUUCAAGGAGAUGAACCGUGUCCUGAAGCCAGAUGGUCUGGCUAUAAUGAGCUUUUCCAAUCGUUGCUUUUGGACAAAGGCAAUCUCGAUCUGGACGUCAACUAGUGAUGCUGAUCAUGUUAUGAUAGUUGGAUCUUAUUUCCAUUAUGCUGGAGGGUUUGAACCUCCUAAGGCUAUGGAUAUAUCACCAAACCCUGGUCGUACAGAUCCGAUGUAUAUUGUGUAUUCCAAAAAGCUAUCUACUUGAAAAGAAAUGCAUCAAAAUUGUGGAAGCUGAAAGAUCUGCAUUCUUCGGAUGAAAUUCUUACACGAAAGUAGAGUCAUGACUAAGGUACAUAUACAACUGGACUUUCCUUCUUUAUCUCAAGCAGGUCUUCCAUUUGGAGUAGCAAUGUAGACAAGGAUGACUACUUUUAAUCUAUCUUGGUUUUAGGAGGAGAAACUGAAGCUGAGGUUGGUUUGUGAGGGUCAUGUUGUAUUGAAUUCAGAUGUUUUUGUUUACACAAGAACUAAAUUUGUAUUACAUUUGGGUUAAUACAAAUGAAAUUUCCGACAA